GUACCCGUGUGUGUGAACAUACCGCAUUUGAACAUUAUACGGACGUACAUGUACAGUGCGUGCGUGAAUGUCAUUCCCAACGCUGAAAUUCCCGAGAAUUGCCAGAAAUAUUGAGUGCAAAAAACGCGUGUUUACGGCCCACCAUGAGCCUGUCUGGGUGCCCGCACGUGGCUAACUUUAAGGCUGUGAACGGAUCGACACCGUACCGGUUAAUUCUGUCUUAUUUCGUGUCGUGUAGCACUCAAGCAGCAGUUAAAAGAAAGGCUCAGUCAUGUCUAUGUCACGUCUGUCGGCAAUCAGACCUUAGACUCCACUCAUGUCUCUACUGCGUUUUCUUCGGGUGCUACUCUGCAGGCCACAUACACGACCAUGCAAAGGCAACUAAACACAACCUCGCUGUUGAUCUUACCUAUGGUGCUGUUUACUGUUAUUCCUGUGGUGACUAUGUCUAUGACCUGGAGUUUGAGGCCAUUGCCAAAGAAGAAAGAACCAAAGCUGCCAAAUUUGUAGGUACCCCUUGUAGCGUGCACGCUUUUCUGUCUUGGGAGGUUACGGCGUCUGAAGCCCAACUACUACGACAGAAUCCCCAGCGUAGGAAAAUCACGGCCAAUUCGACGAUAGGUUUACGUGGGCUCAUCAACCUAGGCAAUACCUGUUUCAUGAACUGUAUUGUGCAGGCAUUGACGCACACACCGCUCCUACGAGACUUCUUCCUAGCUGAUAAACACAAUUGUCAGAUGGCAUCCAGCGACCAGUGUCUAGUCUGUGAGAUGUCUAGAGUGUUUCAAGAGUUCUACUCAGGGUUACGUUCAGUGCACAUUCCAUACCGUCUCCUUCAUCUUGUGUGGACUCACGCAAGACACUUAGCAGGUUAUGAGCAGCAGGAUGCACAUGAGUUCUUCAUUGCUGCACUAGAUGUACUUCAUAGGCAUUGCAAAGGCCACAAUGGUGUCUCUGGCAACAAUCCUCAUCCUUGCAACUGCAUCAUUGACCAAAUCUUCACGGGAGGGCUGCAGUCAGACGUAACCUGCCAGUCGUGCAAGGGUGUAUCGACCACUGUCGACCCCUUCUGGGACAUCUCCUUGGAUCUGGGUCCCUCAGGUAGUCAUUCGUCAUCUUCUUCAUCCUCUGCCCCGAUUCCUAAUGCUGACCUCUCAGUCGACAGCAACUCCUCAGGUUCCAGUACUAGUAGCGGUAGUGUCAAUAAUGGAGACUCUGGUCUGUUGUCUCCGACGGGUUUUGAGGAUGUCCCUACCUCACUAGAUGACUGUCUGAGAAGGUUCACAAGACCAGAACAUCUAGGCACCAACUCAAAGAUCAAAUGUAGCCGUUGCCAUAGUUACCAAGAGUCCACCAAACAGCUCACCAUGAAAAAGCUUCCUCUUGUAGCAUGCUUCCAUCUUAAGAGAUUUGAACACUCCAACCGAUUCCGAAAGAAGAUUUCCACCUUUAUCGCCUUUCCCCAUGAGCUGGACAUGACGCCAUACGUCUCCUCACAUCGGCGAGCCAACGGCAUUAAGAACCAGUCACACUCCAGUACCUUACUAUCUACCUCAGAGAACAAAUACUCGCUGUUUGCCGUCGUCAACCACCACGGUACGAUUGAGACGGGUCACUACACAUGUUUUGUCCGACAGCACAAGGACCAGUGGUUCAAAUGUGAUGAUGCCCUGAUUACCAAAUCCAGCGUGCAAGAUGUACUACAUAGUGAAGGGUAUUUACUGUUUUACCACAAGCGCAUCUUAGAGUACGAAUGACGUUUGAUGGACAGUUAUACCAGCUUGUUCCAAAGUACCAACAAGUCAGUGCAACUGAAAUUCUUCACCUCUAGCAUAGAAGAGGCCACCCAGGGGCUGGUUACUGUUUAAUAUUAGUGUGGUUCUCAAUGCCAACUAUAUGCCUAUUCCAUAUUUACCGCCCAUAGGUGUCGUACUCAGUAACACACAGACCUUUCUUCUAUUUGUGCUUGCCACUCAAGCUUUGGUACGUAAAAAUAUGCAUUGGCAUUUAUUAUUCCCAACCCUCUGUUAAUUCCGCCAUGGUCUGCAAUUGCCAGCCAAACAAAAAGGUUUUCUCUACUUAGUAUGGUUUCCCAAUACUCACAAUUUAUCGAGACCCGUAGUUGCCAUGUUGUAUUCUGUUACAUUGCUGUGUGCUCUAUCUCAAGCAUGUAGGUGGCCAUGUUGCUGUACACAGUUAGAACAUUACAUGUAUUAGCUACCAAACUUUUGUGAUCAUAUUUCCAGUGCAUUUUACCAUAGGAAAAUAUGGCCAAGUAGACUACAUUUGCUUCAAAAAUUUCCAUACCCCCCCAAAAAAACAGUUUCAACGCAGUAAAAACAGGUGGUUUUAAGCACGUUUGCGAAGGCUUUCACGACUUGCACAUUUGUGGUAAUUCCAACCUUUUGUCUUAUUUAUAAGAGUUGGUUGAUAGUCCCAGAUAUUCUGGAAAUGCGCAGAGCAACCUGAAAGUAUUAGUUUCUUCUCUUUGAUGAUAAAGAAGGGAAAACAGGUAACAGUGACACCAGUGAAAUGUGCAAUUUGGCUUUUGCCAAAUUUUUUUAAAUUCAAACUAGGGUACACACCUUGCUAUAUUAACACAAAGGCAGGAGUCAUUUCACCACCUCCCUUUCAAUGGUAGAAAUUUCCACUUGAGUCCUGUGAUAACCCUCAAAGAAAUAUGUUCCUCAAAACGUGCUGGGUUUAGCAAAUUGUAUCAACACUGCUAAUCCCCGCCAAGUGUUCCCCUUGAGUGAGGGGCAGUGCUUUGGCUGGAAGAGGGCGAACAGUUCUGGGAAAGUGCAUUAUCUCAUCAAUGGUCUUUUUCUUGGUUUCUCUCACGUACACGGAUGCAAUUAUACUCGUUUGAUUACUUGAAUAUUAUAAUGUGUGUGAUAUCAACAGUCCUCUGCAGGGAAAAAGAAAUACGUUGUAGCAUUACAGAAGCUAGUGGCUUUUAAAAAUACUACUAUUAAGUAGCAGGUAAUGAAUAUUAUAAUUUCCCGGCGGAUUGUCGGAAUUGUUAUCGUGAAUAUGUAGAGAAUUACCAAGUUUUCUUUAAACUUUUUUUUUUUUGUAUUUUCUCCCAAUGGGGGGCUAAAAAUUGUCUGACCAAACCUCGCCGCUUUUUAUCUCUGUCUCCCCCCCCAAAAAAAUGCAACACUGGACAUGUAGGUUAGUAGUGUUGCUUAUGUAUACUUCAUUGUUGUUUCCACAACUGUAAUGUAACAGAAUCUGGAGGGUGCUUUGUGCCCUUUCAUCAAGAUCAAUGCCCCUUUUACAACCCCA
Molecule: messenger RNA, 3288 nt
Organism: Acanthaster planci (crown-of-thorns starfish)
Lineage: Eukaryota; Metazoa; Echinodermata; Asteroidea; Valvatida; Acanthasteridae
Product: ubiquitin carboxyl-terminal hydrolase 22-like
Biological process (GO): protein deubiquitination
Molecular function (GO): zinc ion binding; cysteine-type deubiquitinase activity
Source: RefSeq, a predicted model, not a curated record